This is a messenger RNA of Syngnathoides biaculeatus (alligator pipefish), 4062 nucleotides long. It is a transcript of the gene jade2, whose product is annotated as jade family PHD finger 2. Gene Ontology annotation, biological process: regulation of transcription by RNA polymerase II. The transcript has 14 exons. Gene Ontology annotation, cellular component: histone acetyltransferase complex. NCBI's taxonomy places the organism in Eukaryota, Metazoa, Chordata, Actinopteri, Syngnathiformes, Syngnathidae. The record is from RefSeq and is a predicted model, not a curated record. The coding region runs from base 1246 to 3714 and encodes 822 amino acids.
AAUCAGAGGCAAUUUAAAUGAGGACAGGUGUGUUCUGACUCAUAUUUAACAUGAAUUUGAAAGGGAUUGGUUCAUUCUAAACAACGGCAUCCCCAGUUAUUAGGGUGUACACAUUUCUGUGACUACAUUAUUAUGUCAUCUUUUAUUUAUUCUUUUUUAUUUGGUUAUAGAACCUCACUGUAAAAAUAAAAAUGAAAAAAUGUUAAGUAGUAAAAAUGUUUAGAUAUUAAACGUGGACAAUUCCUAAUUUUUGAAUGGCACAAAUGGACACGUAGCAAAUAGUUACAACAAGCAAAAAUGGGAGGACAAAAUUUUAAAAAAUAUGUAUUUAUUAGGAGGGAUGAAUAGUAUUUACUGUAACAAUGUAUAAUGUUAACAAUAACACAUGGAUAAAAUAUGGCAACUAUGGAACAUUUUGUUCCCCUAUCCAGUGUGACGUAUUGACUGGAAGUACCGCUGCUCUCCAGUAGGUCGCGCUCGCACCUCAGCCUCGACGCGACGAGGAAGUGCAACAACCGUGCUGCCCAAUUCAAAGUACGCCAUAAAUAUGGCGCCAAAAGAGUUUUCAAGCAGAGGUUCUCCUGCUCCAUUCCAGCUCAUCAUUUGUUUAGUCCCUCUCCUUUUUUAAGGAGGAGCGUGCAGGGCUGCCGGACGCAGGGGGGGUGGAGGGGGGGGACGACGUUUGUCUUGUGCACAGCCGCGUCCAGUACCGUGCGGCCGGGCCAGAGAGGGACGAGGAGGAGGUGGUAGCCUGGUAGUGUGUUUUGGAAGAAGAAGAAGAAGAAGAGAGGUGGGGGUUGCGAAACAAACUGGAUUGCAAAUCUUUUAGAGGACAUUAUUUUUUUUUCAAUCCAUUUUUUGGACAUUGGAGUGUUUUCCUGUUAAAAAAAAAAAAAAAAUGCGACAUGCUUUUUUCCAGUGAGCGGCAUGUCGCGCGCCGCGAGCCGCUCUGCGCGCACUGAAAGGCGGCUUCGGCGACGGUGACACCCCGGCCCCUCGGCUCCGUGACCCGAAGCUCCUCCAUCGCAAUUUUUUUCCCCCGCUUAUUUUUUUCAAGUGCAUUUUAUUUGGAUUUCUUGUUGUUGUUGUUGUUGUGUGGUAUUUUUUUUAAAGCUGUCAAGGUGGGUGGGAGGGGAAAGGGUCCUGUCAACCCAACGUGGAAGUUAACCCAGAGGAACAACAUUUGCAUGUGCUUGGAUACCGAUGGUUUCCUAAUCGGUGGGACCCCCUCCAAAGAAGAACAAGAUGGAGAGUGAGACGAAGAGGAGGAAAUACUCCACCAGCAGCAAUGACUCGGACACCACAGACAGCCAGGUGACGUCGUGGUCCAGGUCUUCCCAGAAUGCGGGAACCAGCAUCACGUGGGUACGGCACCAGCACAAAAAGCAUUCAGAGGUGUUUCGCACCGACUUCAUCACGGCCAUGAAGCUUCCCGACUCUGCGCAGCUGGGCUUGGAUGACUUCUACGUGCUGUCGGACCCUUGGAGGCAAGAGUGGGAGAAAGGAGUCCAGGUGCCGGCCAACCUGGAGGCCAUCCCGCAGCCCGCGGUCAGGUUACUGCCGGUGUCGACGGGCAAGACGUCCAAUGAGGGCGACGCGGACUCCCGACCUCUCCCCGGCCAAGUGUACAGCUGCUACGACCUGGACGACACGGACGUGGCCUGGCUGGAACUCGUCAACCUGGAGUUUGUGCAGAUGGCGCUCCCUGAGCUGGAUGAGCUGACCAUGGAGUGCGUCCUGGUGGAGCUGGAGCGUCUGUGCGAAGAGAAAAUGCAGCAGGCCAUCGAGGCAGAAGAAGGCCUGGGCAUCGAGUACGACGAGGAUGUGGUCUGUGACGUCUGCCGCUCGCCCGAAGGCGAGGACGGCAACGAGAUGGUCUUCUGCGACAAGUGCAACGUCUGCGUCCACCAGGCCUGCUACGGCAUUGUGAAGGUCCCGCAGGGCAACUGGCUUUGCCGGACGUGUGCCCUGGGUGUGCAGCCCAAGUGUCUGCUGUGCCCCAAGCGGGGCGGUGCCCUCAAGCCCACCCGCAGUGGAACCAAGUGGGUCCACGUCAGCUGUGCCUUAUGGAUCCCCGAGGUGAGCAUCGGCUGUCCGGAGAAGAUGGAGCCCAUCACCAAGGUGUCCCACAUCCCGGCCAGCCGAUGGGCUUUGUCCUGCAGCCUGUGUCGAGAGCACACGGGAACGUGCAUACAGUGUUCCAUGCCCUCGUGUAUUGUGGCCUUCCACGUGACGUGCGCCUUCGACCACGGUCUGGAGAUGAGGACCAUCCUGGCCGAGAACGACGAGGUCCGCUUCAAAUCGUUCUGCCUGGAGCACAGCGGCGGUGCGGCGGCCCGACCCGAGUGGACGCCCGAUCUCCCGGAGCCCAGAUCGGUACCGUACUCGGUUUCCGACAGGGCCGAGCGGGACCAGCUGGAACGAGACAAGGUGAGCCAGAGGAAGCAGAAACUACAGGAGCUGGAGGACGAGUUCUACCGACUGGUGGACCCAUGCGAGGUGGCGGAGAACAUGGCGCUGCCCCUCACACAGGUGGACUUCCUGUACCAGUUCUGGAAACUGAAGAGGAAGGCCAACUUCAACCAGCCUCUGGUAACACUGAAGCGGGACGAGGUGGACAACCUGGCCCAGCAGGAGCAGGACGUUCUCUACCGACGCCUCAAGCUUUUCACACACCUCCGGCAAGACUUGGAGAGGGUGCGUAACCUGUGCUACAUGGUGACGCGGCGGGAGAAGAUGAAGCACAGCCUGUGUGACCUCCAAGAGAAGAUCUUCCACCUACAAGUGCAGCUGCUGGAAGAGGACAUGGCCGGAGAGAGAGUCCAGAAAGGAGGAGGCGGGAAAAGGAAGCAGAGUGCAGGAAAGGAGAGCAAGAGAAAGGAGAGAUGGAAGUCAGACAGUGCCCCUCUGCUUAAACAGCUAGGUCUGUCCAAGUCCUUCCCGUUGGAUAACUCGUUGUUCGACAGCUGGCUGGCUGAGUCUGUGCAGAUCACGGCCGAUGACGUGCUGGGCAAGUGGGCUCUGGGUUCGCAGCACCGGGACAAGACCGGCAGCCUGCUCUCCGACCAGCUUCUGCAGGGCGAGGAGAGCCUGCUCAAUCUGAUGAUGGAAAACUCCAUGGAGUCCACGUGGAAGACACCCCAGCUGGGCCGCAAAUCCCGGGGCAGCUGCAAGCCCCGCGCCCGCGGACACCCGCACGCACCGUGCACCGUGCCUCCGCCGGAGACCCUUCGGUCUACCGGCUCGGGGUCCGGCGCCUCUGCCGUCAAGAGCCCGUGGAUUGGUGGCGGGGAAGAGGAAAAGCACGCUGCCCGGAACCGGGCAAAAGGUCCCGCCAGGAUCCUCCACCACCACCACCUCCACCGUCAUCACACCAGGAGUUCAGACCUGCAGCCGCCCAUUUCCAAAAUGGAUUCCUGCCACAUCUCUGAGGACGGCGAGCCGUGGGGCGCCAACGGCGUCACGUCAGGGCGGACGUCCGCCGCUCCGUCCCCGCGUCUACGCGUGUCCCGCCAAGUAAAAUCCCGAGGGCGAGGCGGCAGCGGGAUGGCAUCCGAGGUAAAGGAACAGCGUUUGCUCCACGCCGACGGCUACUUUUCGGACGGCGAGCAAAGCGACUCGGACAGGCGCCCCGGCGGAGCGCGCAAACUCCGCCUGGCGCAGUUGCAUCCCGGGAAUGAGGACCUGCUGAGGCAGAGCGUCAUGGCGUCUUAAGGACCCCGAACGCCCUGCCGACACGCGAGCGCUCUCGUUAGCCCGCUCGCUCUACCUGUGCCCUGAGCAUUCUUUGAAUGUAGCUACUCGCCUCCUUGCGUCUCACCGUUCGGUUCCGCGCAGAAAUAGGAAACAGGCGUCCGUUUUUUUUUUUUAAUUUUUUUUUUCCUAUCCAAUUUCUGUGCGUUAAAAGACUUGGUCAUCGUAGUCUUUGGGGCAUUCUUCUAAAUAUCUUUACCGAGGUUGGUUUCAGGGUCUUCUUUGAACAGCAGGUGGCGUCUGAAAGCACAACUAGCGAGCAAUGAGCGUGAUUAGUACUGGCUGGUUUACAAAAAAAAUAAAAUAAAA